AUGCUGUAUCAUAAGUUUAAACACCUCUCCAAUGGGAAAUCAGAUUGGCAUUUUCAAACAUAUAUCAAAUGGUUUAUCCAUCGUUCAGACAGGAAACUCAUCAGAACCACUAUUUUUAAGGAUGAUGAUAUUUAUUUAGAUCCUCUAGAAAUACACAAUGAAGAACGGAACAAAACAAAUUACCUGAACAGUUCAGACAUGGAAAAAGGUGUAUUUAACAGGAACAACGUAGGAAUGAAUGUAAUUCUAAUUAACAACAAAUACAUGGACAUAAAAUUUAUUAAUCAGCUAUAUAAAGAAUUAAGAGAAGGAGAAAUAAAUUUUACAAAAAGAUUUACAUUCCUUACAUCGCUACAUAAUGAUGUGUUUAAUUAUGGAUAUAAUUUAUACGAUUUGUUAAAAAUAAUAGAAGUGUAUCAAAAGACUAAAAAUAAGAAAUAUGCACAUGUUGUGAAAAAAAUUAUGCACAAUAUUAAUGACUUAAGUUACUUAAUAUUUUCUUAUAGGAAACCACUAAUAUCAUACUGCAAUGGUAUAAUAAAAGGUUCUGCUGGGUUCUUACCAUUUCUGGCAAAUAAUAGUGCAUCUUAUUUUCAUUCCACUUUUGCAUAUAACAAUUUGAAGUAUUCUUUUUUACCAUAUGGUGGCAUUUCAUACAUACUGUCCAAUUUAAGAGGAUCUAUUGGAUUUUAUUUAGCCUUAACAGGGAAAGAAAUAAAAUCUUCAGAUUUAAUUUGGUGUGGUUUAACAAAAAGAUGGAUUUCAGAAGACUGUCUAGAAUUAAUGGAACUCACAUCUGGAUCUCAGUUAGAGGUAUCUGAACAAGAUGCUAACUUCCUCUUGAGUGAGCAUUUUUUAAAAGUUCCUCAAAUUUAUACAUUAAAAAAUUAUGAAGAAAUAAUUCAUGACCAUUUUAGGUAUCCCACUUUAUUACAAAUUGUUAGUAAGCUAGAUGCAACCAGAAAGCGAACAGAUGGUCAUAAACAUAUUCAGUUGUGGGCUGAGAACACAUAUCAACAAAUCUGUGCACAACCAUCGCUAGCUAUACAUAUAACAUUCGAAAUAAUGAAUAUUUUAAGAAAUUUUAAAAUGGAAUUAUUAAAAAAAGCACAAGUUACAAAAAAUUUAUACAAAGAAAUGAUACAAAAUAGUUAUAAAAUUACAUCAACCACAAGAGAAGAACUAAGCUUAUCUGAACUCAAAUAUGCAAUUGAUUCGGAACUUUUUGUAAAAGCAUUAAACCUUGAAACGAAUGCUCUAGUGAACUUUAUUACAUGUCCAGAUGUCCUUAAUGGAAUAACUUCCUAUCUAGUUAAGGAUACGGAACAAUCAUUCAAAUGUAGCUAUCUAAACAAUACUGUUUUUGAAACAAAGAAAGAUAUUAUACACUAUUUCCUUUUUUAUAAAAAUUCUUAUGAAUACAUCAUAAAUGAUAGACCAGAUAUAAGUUUUUCCAGUUUGGCUGUUUUGGAUAAAUCCAAUCAGCACUACAGCUCCCACGAUCGUCAAUUUUAUGCACAAGAGAGAAAACGAUGGAGUGAUAAUUAUCUGAAGGAAGAAUUGGACGAAAUUAACAGUCUUGCCAUAUGA
Plasmodium gonderi is the source of this 1590-nucleotide messenger RNA. RefSeq names its product enoyl-CoA hydratase-related protein. Lineage: Eukaryota; Apicomplexa; Aconoidasida; Haemosporida; Plasmodiidae. Gene Ontology annotation, cellular component: mitochondrion. The record is from RefSeq and is a predicted model, not a curated record. Gene Ontology annotation, molecular function: hydro-lyase activity. The transcript is spliced from 2 exons. The coding region runs from base 1 to 1590 and encodes 529 amino acids.